This is a messenger RNA of Arachis ipaensis, 495 nucleotides long. RefSeq lists its product as uncharacterized. NCBI's taxonomy places the organism in Eukaryota, Viridiplantae, Streptophyta, Magnoliopsida, Fabales, Fabaceae. The record is from RefSeq and is a predicted model, not a curated record.
AUGGAAAGAGCGCUGCAAGCUCAACAUGUGUUGGAAAAUCAGUAUGUGAAGUUUGCCACAUAUCGGUUGGAAGGAGAGACUCAGGUUUGGUGGGAAGGAGCGCGCCGUUUGUUACAACAGGAUAAUGAAGCCAUUACAUGGGAGAUUUUCAAAGUUGACUUCUACAAGAAGUAUUUCCCGAACUCUGUGAGGGUGGCAAAGAAAUUGGAACUCAUGCAACUAAAACAAGUGUCGAUGAUGGUGAUCGAAUAUAUGAGUGAGUUUGAGGAGCUGUGUCGAUUCUCCAAAUUUUGUCAAGGUGCACCAGAAGGCUAUGAAGAGUGGAAAUGUAUCAAGUAUGAGGGUGGCUUCCGAGAUGACAUUAUGAGUACUGUGGUGCCAAUGGAGAUAAGGAGUUUUCCUGAAUUGGUCAACAAGAGUCGAGUGGUGGAGGAGUGCUCAAGGAAAAGUGCAGUGGCAAGAAACAACUGCAAAAAAUUCUACAAAAAAGGGUAA